Molecule: messenger RNA, 939 nt
Organism: Oryza brachyantha (malo sina)
Lineage: Eukaryota; Viridiplantae; Streptophyta; Magnoliopsida; Poales; Poaceae
Exons: 1
Coding region: 73-906 (277 amino acids)
Biological process (GO): shoot system development; root development
Source: RefSeq, a predicted model, not a curated record
CUCGCCACGACUCGCGCGUAUAAACACACUGUGUCUCCAUCACGAAACCGCGGAGGAAGUGAGAAAACUACGAUGCAUUUGACACUUAGCCCAGUGAGGAAGGCGGCGCACGCCCGGACGGCGAGCCACCCGUCGCCGUCGACGUGCCAGUGCCGCCCUGCCCUCGUGAGGCUCGACGGCGCGGUGAGGGAGCUCAGGUCGUGGUCGUCGUCGGCCGGCGGAGGCGGUGCGGUGGAUGCGGGACCGGGGCUUAAGCUCGUGGAGGCCGUGCUCGCCGCGCUCGGCGAGGUUCUCGAGCUGCCGCAGGCCGUGGCGGCGCUCCGGCACGGCGGCGCGUGCGACGGGGCGCUCGACGGGUUCCUCGUGCUCGCCGACGCCUACGGCACGUUCGAGUCGGCGCUGCUGGCGCUCGGGGAGAGCGUGGCCGGGGCCCGCGGCGGCGCCCGGCGCGGGGACGGCGCCACGGUCGCCGCGUCGCUCCGCGCCCGCAGGCGGACGGAGAAGGAGCUGUGCCGCCUCGCGGGGACGAUGCGGCGCGCCUCGAGGCCGGCCGCGGACGCGACGGGCGAGGGCGACGGCGUGGGCGACGCGGUGGCGGAGGCGGCCGCGGCCACCGCGGCGGCGUCGGAGGCCAUCUUCCUGGGGUGCGCCGCGAUGUCGCCCGGCACGUCGUCGAUGGCCAAGACGGCGCCUCCUUCAUCGAACAAGUACUGGCUGUCGAGGCUGCGCGUCGUGCCGGCGGCCAAGAAGGUGUCGCCGGAGACGUGCGCCGCGACGGCGACGGCGGCGGCGGCGUUGGAGAGGCUGGAGGAAUGCAUUGGUGAGCUGGAGAGCGAGAGCGAGAAGGUGUUCAGGAGGCUGUUGCAGACUAGAGUUUCUCUUCUUAACAUCCAUAACCCCGUGUAAUUCUGCAUCUCUGUUACUCCAUGCAGUUCGGAA